Messenger RNA from Caenorhabditis remanei, 630 nucleotides. RefSeq lists its product as uncharacterized. Bases 1 to 630 code for a protein of 209 amino acids. The record is from RefSeq and is a predicted model, not a curated record. The transcript has 7 exons. NCBI's taxonomy places the organism in Eukaryota, Metazoa, Nematoda, Chromadorea, Rhabditida, Rhabditidae.
AUGGUUCUUCUCAUUUCCUGGAUCAUUGGUUUCAAUAGGUACUUGAUAUUUGAGCCUAAUAGAUAUAAACUGCGUCGACACUUUAUCAUACCGAUUUUUCUCCAAGUCUUCUUCAUUCCACUUCUCUUCAUCAAUACUUACAUCAGAUCCGAGCUUUUCUUGAAGAUCAGCAAGCUCCGCCCAGAAUACGAUGGAGAUGAUCUACGUGUUCAGCUCGAUGGUUUGACUAAAUCAGAAUUGGAGAGUUGUAUGUACACCAUGCUUUAUGUUCUCAUACAUAUCAUAAUUGUCAUGAUCCUCAUAGUCGUAUUAACUCUUUUACUUCCACAACGACAUUUCAAAAUCGGCUUUUAUUUUACGAUUGCUCAAAGUUUCCUACUAGUUUUCUGGAUAAUACAAUUCAAUAAAAUGUUUAUUUAUGGAUCUAAAGUGGAUCAGAUAAGACAACAAUUCAUUUUCACUAUCUUUGCUCAAGUCGUUGCCAUUCCACUCUUAUUCGGCACUACUUACAUCUGUUCUCAGGUUUUCUUGAAAGUUAGCAAGCUCCACCCAGAAUACGAAGGAGAUAAUUUGUAUGAAGUGAUAUAUGGAGGAGAUGAUAGUUCGACAAAGAAAAUAGAUAUCUCUUGA